Molecule: messenger RNA, 1344 nt
Organism: Melopsittacus undulatus (budgerigar)
Lineage: Eukaryota; Metazoa; Chordata; Aves; Psittaciformes; Psittaculidae
Gene: LEMD2
Product: LEM domain nuclear envelope protein 2
Exons: 9
Coding region: 33-1064 (343 amino acids)
Biological process (GO): negative regulation of BMP signaling pathway; nuclear envelope organization
Molecular function (GO): chromatin DNA binding
Source: RefSeq, a predicted model, not a curated record
UUCCGGUGCGGCCUGGUGUCAGCGCCGCGGCCAUGGCGGAGCUGACGGACGCGGAGCUCCGGAAGGAGCUGGUGGCGCUCGGUUACCGGCCGGGGCCCAUCACCGCCACCACCCGCAAGGUCUACCUGAAGAAGCUGGGCUGCCUGCGGGCUGAGGUGGCGGCCGCCCGGCGCAGGGGCCGCGGCGCUCCGCACAGCCCGGCCCGCAGCCCCGCCAGGCCGCAGCAGGCCUCGCCCUCGCGGCAGCGCUCCGGCUUCAACCUCAGCUCCACCGGGGCCGCCCGCGACAUUAAUCUCUUGCCUGUGGAUUGUGACAAAAGAACAGAUGAUUUCUGUCAAGCUAAACAGAAGGAUGUAGUAAUGAACGUGCUGCACGAGUUGUACAACUACUUAUCCGUUCAAGCUGGUAAUUUUGAAUGCGGAAACCCUGAGAAUCUAAAAAGCAAAUGCAUUUGGGUUAGUGAAGCAAAGGAUCACGUGGUGAACAUAACUGGUAGCUCCCCACAGAAGUUUGAAGCUGCCCUGCACUGGAUACUAAACAGUAACAAGGAUUUAGGAAUAUGGUUGAAAGGCAAAGACCUUUCAGAACAAGUUACCAAAGUGGAGGAAGUGUUCUGUCUUGAAUCAGCCCAUCCUCAGAUGGGCCUUGGCUGCCGUUUCCGUCGGGCAGUGGUCACUGCUAUCAUGAACCUCUUCCUGUUCUUCUGUUGUCUGAUAACUCUUUGGGGGAUCCUGCUCUUCCUUAAGUAUCGCUGGCGGAAAAUGGAGGAAGAGGAGCAAGCCAUGUAUGAAAUGGUGAAGAAGAUCAUAGCUGUUGUCCAGGACCACUAUAAGGAGUGGGAACGGAAUUUGGAGCGUUACCCCUAUGUUGGAAUUUUCCAUGUUCGGGACAGCCUCAUCCCUCCUCAGAGCAGAAAAAAAAUGAAGCGGGUGUGGGAGAGAGCUGUGGACUUCCUGGCUUCCAAUGAGUCACGGAUUCAGACAGAGUCACACAGGGUAGCAGGAGAAGAUAUGCUCGUGUGGAGAUGGACUCAGCCUUCUUACGUCUCGGAUUCAGAGCACUGAAGAGGAGCAGAAGUUGAGCAAGUGUUGAUACGGACCUCGGCAAGGGGACAGUCCCCUCUCUGGUGGUGGGAAAGAGCAGGGCAUGGUCCUGACCUCCUGGGGUGGGGGAUUGCACGUAGCUGUUUGCUCUUCUUUCUGCAAAUCUUCACACACACAAAUUCAGGGCAAUAAUGUUGGCUUGGAAAGAAGAUGGGCUCGAGACGAGAAGCUAGAAUUGCACCAAAGUUAGCCUUCCAGCAGAUGUCUGGCUUCCAGGAGCAAGCAAACCUAGAACAACUUG